AUGCCCCCGGAAAACCAACCUGAACUUGAUUCCAUCUAUCAUGUUAUGCUCAUGACCUCCGAGAAGAAGGGAUUAGGUGGGAAAAGGGAUAAAAUACGCAUUAUAGGUACCUAUACAUCUUUCUCAACCUUUGAGACGAACCCGGAGGUCUUGGAAGGAUUCGGUGCAUAUGAGGGUACGGGGCUUACUGUGUAUGCCAUUGCAACGGAUGGCACGGUGUUCCGGGUCCGCAUUUCCACGUCCCCAAACGUGCUUCACUUGACGACCGAUAACGAGGAUGGCCGGAUUUCGACACCUCUAUUCUAUGUCGUCCAAACAAAUGUGCCUUACUGCAGUCAUGAGCGGAAGCCUUCCCACGACACCAACGUGGAAGGAGUAUUCCAAAGUUAUGCAGAAGCCAGAAAAUUUGCGAGCACUGUGCUGCUAUCAGAGGAGGAAGGAAUAACAGCCUCGAGCUACGAAGAUUACUGUGAGGCUAGUCCGGAUGAAAGUGACUGUGAAUAUGGCGAUAAUGUCAUUGUGCAUGCAGUUGGCAAAAACGACGAGAAUUACUUUGUCAGUGUCAUUGUGUGCCAGGAGUUAGAGAGUGUCAAGCUGGCUGAGGCUUCUUUCAGAUUGGGUUAG
Messenger RNA from Penicillium samsonianum, 624 nucleotides. RefSeq lists its product as uncharacterized. NCBI's taxonomy places the organism in Eukaryota, Fungi, Ascomycota, Eurotiomycetes, Eurotiales, Aspergillaceae. The transcript is spliced from 2 exons. The record is from RefSeq and is a predicted model, not a curated record. Bases 1 to 624 code for a protein of 207 amino acids.